AUGGAUGCUGGUGAGAACUUGUUCGGGUCCGAUGAACGUCUCUCUCCUCAAGUCACUGAAUUGCAGGAGAAAACAUCCCUCGAGGUGGACCCUGUCGGCAAUAUUGCCAUUUCGGAAACCAACAGAACUCUCCGAGAUACGAUCGAUGCAGGAGAGGGAGACUUGCGCAACCUUAUUCUGGAUUUGGAGCUCUCACCAAUGUACGGAGGCAGUAUGCCAGUACGUGUAGACUGGUUCAGAGACGGCAUCCGUCUGGAGCAAUUUUCGGACUCCGAGAUGGAAUCUCACCGUUGGGCAUGCACAAAAUGUUCCCGCUUGCGUAGCCAUGUUUGGUUUGACAACGAGUCACUGACAAGCCUGAGUUACCGAAAACCGAACACCGGCUAUCCUGCUGCAGAGCCCAGCCCGUGGGUGCCAGCGUCAAUGAGAACGGAGGCUGCAAUGGAUGCACCACCCUGUAUGGAGCCAGAGGAGCAGAGAAAACACCGAAUCUACGAGGCUAUUAAGGUUUUUGAUAUGCGCAAUAUCCUUGCAAGCCACCCCGGAGAAGAAGUCCAUCCCGAACGCCUCAAAUUGGGGCUGGCAGAAGCUCAGGCCCUCGGCAUCCCAGAGGUGACUGCUUUAGCCCAGCAGCCUAUGUAUUUCGAGAAGCAGCUACGAGUGUGCCUACGGAUCCUAGAUGAGUUCUACAAGCUGGACACCGAGCUUCGCGGCAAUAGGAGGAGGUUCCGCACCUGCAUCGAGUGCCAGCUCCAGCUGGUCCAUGAUUCCAGCAGGGCACAUGCAUGCGGCAUCGCUCCAUACCCUCCCAUUGUUCGGAGCAUAUCAAUGCACUUCAAAACUCCUCUGGUCCGUUUCUUCCCAGAGGUUGCCACCUGGCGCUCGCAGGAGCCGACUCCGUGGCCUGAGUACACAGGACCUCAGGGUGAGCAUGUGCGCGGUAUGCUCAACGCGCGAGAGUGGCCUGACCUGCAGUGGCCACUGUACCUCAUACGAUGCCCCGAGUGCCACACAUGGCAGGAGCAGCGGGCGUUUCGCUUCACUAAGCCAGACAUGCUAUAUGUACCACCAACCCAGGCGUACGACAGCGACAUCCUCAGCCGGACUAGGCGCGACAUAGGAGUACGCCUACUGCUCAAGGACGAGGUGUUGUGCAACCACUGCUUUCUCAAGGAGCGCGGCGCGGCGAUCCUGGAGGCCGAGCUCGUCGCAGCCUUCAGGGACCUCGUCACCCAGGAGAUAGAGAUGGUGAGGCACACUGUGUACAAGAAUUGGCAGCGCUUUUUGCGCUUCACGAGCCAGCAGAGCCUCCCGCUUGUGCGCUUGGUCUACGCCCACGCUGACCCUGAGAUCCCGCGAGCCUACAAGCUAGUCGAGUACCCGCCCCGGAUGACCUCGUCCGAAUUGGAGUCCGUGACGGCCAGGAGGUUCUACAUGUUUGCGGUCGCGGUGAAUCAGAUAAUGCAGUCGCCGCUGUGGUUUCCGCUCGUCCAGGCACCGUACAUCUUCUGGGCGGCGACCAAUCGCAAUUUCAUUGAACACUGGGUCUGGCUGGAGGAUGUCCGUGCCAGAUUGGACAGAGGGGAUGACUCGUUGUCCGAGUCGGCGCUGGCCAGGCGCGGCCCUUGCCUAACUUGA
Messenger RNA from Clonostachys solani, 1638 nucleotides. NCBI's taxonomy places the organism in Eukaryota, Fungi, Ascomycota, Sordariomycetes, Hypocreales, Bionectriaceae. The record is from the annotation of a GenBank genome assembly.